Messenger RNA from Dictyostelium discoideum AX4, 1959 nucleotides. RefSeq lists its product as hypothetical. NCBI's taxonomy places the organism in Eukaryota, Evosea, Eumycetozoa, Dictyosteliales, Dictyosteliaceae. The record is from RefSeq and is a predicted model, not a curated record. The transcript has 2 exons. The coding region runs from base 1 to 1959 and encodes 652 amino acids.
AUGUUUAAACUUAGUAAUCCUUUUAAUUAUUUAAAUGAUUUUAAUUAUGCAAAUUCUUAUCCUGAGGCUUUUUGGGAUGAAGUUGCAAAAAAGAAUGUUUUUUGGGAUAAAAUGUAUGAUAAAGUUUAUAGUGGUGAUGAAAUGUAUCCAGAUUGGUUUAAAGGUGGUGAAUUAAAUACAUGUUAUAAUGUUUUAGAUAUUCAAGUUCAAAAUCCAUUAAAAAGAGAUCAAGACGCUUUAAUUUAUGAAUGUCCAUAUUUAAAGAAAACUAUAAAAUUAACAUAUUAUCAAUUAUAUGAAAAAGUAUGUGAAUUUUCAAGAGUACUUUUAAAUUUAAAUAUUUCAAAAAAUGAUAAUGUUUUAAUUUAUAUGGCAAAUACUUUAGAACCAUUAAUUGCAAUGUUAUCAUGUGCUCGUAUUGGUGCAACUCAUUGUGUAUUAUUCGAUGGUUAUUCAGUUAAAAGUUUAAUAGAUAGAAUUGAAACAAUUACACCAAAAUUAAUAAUUACAACAAACUAUGGUAUUUUUAAUGAUGAAAUUAUUACAUUUACACCAAAUUUAAAAGAUGCAAUUGAAUUAUCAACUUUUAAACCAAGUAAUGUAAUUACUUUAUUUAGAAAUGAUAUUACAAGCGAAUCAGAUUUAAAGAAAGUAAAAGAUAUACCAACGAUACCAAAUACAUUAAGUUGGUAUGAUGAAAUUAAAAAAUUCAAGGAAAAUAAUCAAUCACCAUUUUAUGAAUAUGUUCCAGUAGAAUCAAGUCAUCCACUAUAUAUUAUUUAUUCAAGUGGUACAACUGGUAAUGCUAAAGCAGUUGUAAGAAGUAAUGGUCCAAAUUUAGUUUGUAUGAAUUACUUUGACAGAUAUAUUUCAGAAAAAUAUGAAUGUACAACAUUAUUGACAACUUCAAGUGUCGGAUGGGUAUCAUUUCAUGGUUUCCUAUAUGGUAUGUUGUCAUUUGGAUCUACAUUUGUAAUGUAUGAAGGUGGUAUUAUUAAAAACAAACAUAUUGAAGUUGACUUUUGGAAUACCAUUGAAAAACAUAAAGCGACACAUACAUUAUCAUUGGCAAACACUAUUAGAUACUUUAUUAAAACUGAUCCUGAAGGAACAAUUAUACGUUCAAAGUAUGAUUUAUCAAAUUUAAAAGAAAUAUGGGUCGGAGGUGAAGUAAUUGAAGAAUCAAUCCCAGAAUACAUUGAAAAAAAGUUAAAAAUAAAACCAACAAGGGGAUAUGGUCAAACUGAAAUUGGUAUAGCUUAUUUAUAUUGUUUUGAUCAUAUUAAUAUCCCAUACUACGCAACUGGUUUACCAUCAAUUUUCAUUAGACCAUCAAUAUUUUCAGACGAUGGUAAAGAAUUAGGUGUUAACGAAAUUGGUGAAAUCGCAUUUAAAUUACCAAUGCCACCAAGUUUUGCAACUACAUUAUAUAAAAAUGAUGAAAAGUUUAAACAAUUAUUUUCAAAAUUUCCAGGUUACUACAAUCCUGGUGAUUUAGGUUUUAAAGAUGAAAAUGGAUUCUAUACAAUUGUUUCAAGAUCAGAUGAUCAAAUUAAAAUCAGUGGUAAUAAAGUUCAAUUAAAUACAAUUGAAACAUCAAUACUAAAACAUCCAUUAGUUUUAGAAUGUUGUUCAAUUGGUAUUAACGAUCCAACUUGUUAUAGUGUACCAAUAGCCUUAUUGGUUUUAAAACAACUACAACAACAAGAUCAAUCAAUUCAACAAAUUGAUUUAAAUAAAUUACAAAAUGAAAUAAAUUAUAUAAUUAAACAAGAUAUUGAAUCAUUAGCGGUCUUAAGAAAAAUUGUAAUCGUUAAUCAAUUACCAAAAACAAAAACUGGUAAAAUUCCAAGACCAAUUAUAUCAAAGUUUUUAAAUGACUCGAAUUUUCAAUUACCUGAUAAUGUCAAUAACGUUGAAAUAUUUUAUGAAAUCAAAGAAUUAUAUAUGAAAAAUUAA